AUGCUUUUAUUGCACGAUUGCUGGUGGAUGACUGUGGAUGACUCAUUUUCCGGUGGGCAGUGGCAACGCCGUCGAAGGACUUCAGACUUCGGCAGUAGCGUGGUUGAAAGCUUGUCAUGCCACAGGUGUAGCACGGCAGGUCAUCUCAGCUCAAUCCAAUCUGAGGAGAAUACCUCCUGGGGGUCCUUCAUGGGAGAGGAGGUGAUCUCCUUUCAACCCUUCUACGACCUGCGAACUCGUGUGAUCAGCCUCACCUCAGUGGUGCGCGAUUUCUUCGCGAAGCUCCAGGAAGCCUUGCAGACGGAGCAGUUCACUCCGACCUAG
Messenger RNA from Durusdinium trenchii, 324 nucleotides. The record is from the annotation of a GenBank genome assembly. Lineage: Eukaryota; Dinophyceae; Suessiales; Symbiodiniaceae.